ACUCGUAUUAGUCAACCUGCAUCACGGAGUUGUACUCUAGCAUUUCUUUUUCUUUUCUUUUUUUUUUAAAAAAAAGAGAGGAACAGUGUUUAGAGUUUUCACUUACCCUCUCCCUCCCAAAUUUGGCAUACAAAAAUCAUGAAUUAUUAAUCAGGCUUCCAAAUUUCCCUCAAAUUUCGAUGGCGUCUCACAAUCAUCUCGACGAUGAUGAUGAUUUUGGCGGCGAUUUUCCCGGUAGUCACAAUGGCAGGCGUUCAGGUAAUAAAAGAAGCUUUGGAGAUCUUGAGGACGAUGAAGAUGAUAUUUUUAGCUCAAAGAAGGGUAAUACAAAGGUAGAGGAAACUGCAAUGAUUUUGGCGCUACGUGAGAGUCUUGAGAAUUGUAAAAAUGCACUCACGACAUGCCAAAUGGAGCUUGAAGCUGCAAAAUCUGAAAUUCAGAAGUGGCGUUCUGCAUUUGAAAAUGAAUCUUUCAUGCCCACUGGGGCAUCUCCUGAACCUAAAUUAGUGAUCAAUUAUCUUCAGGCCCUGAAAUCCUCCGAGGAGUCUUUGAGAGAACAGCUAGAAAAAGCAAAGAAAAAAGAAGCUGCCUUUAUUGUAACUUUUGCAAAACGAGAGCAAGAGAUAGCAGAGUUGAAGUCUGCAGUUCGAGACUUGAAAGCACAGCUCAAGCCACCAUCAAUGCAGGCAAGGAGGCUGCUGCUGGAUCCAGCAAUUCAUGAGGAGUUUACACGUUUAAAGAACUUGGUUGAGGAGAAGGACAAAAAGGUCAAGGAACUGCAGGAUAAUAUUGCUGCUGUUAAUUUUACUCCACAAAGCAAGAUGGGGAAGAUGCUGAUGGCAAAAUGUAGGACCCUGCAAGAGGAAAAUGAGGAGAUUGGGAAUCAAGCUGCUGAAGGAAAGAUGCAUGAAUUAGCAAUGAAACUUGCCUUGCAGAAAUCUCAAAAUGCAGAACUCAGGAAUCAAUUUGAAGGACUUUACAAACAUAUGGACGGCCUGACAAAUGAUGUGGAGAAAUCAAAUGAAAUGGUAGUUAUCUUGAAAGAGAAACUAGAAGAGAAGGAUAAUGAGCUUAACAGGUUGAAACUUGAGCUCCAGCAGAAACGCCUUGGAGAGGAGGGACAAACUGAUUCAGCUCCUAAUGAUUUAGUUAGCAAUGAAAUGAUUAUACCUAAACAAGAAACUGAGACCGACUAGAUUUUAUCAUUUUUUUAUCCCUCUCCAAAUUUGUCGAAGCAGCAUAAGAAAUGCCAACUGGUCCCUCUGGAGAAAAGGAGAACCUUAAUUCCCAAGUUCUUAGGCGGUCCAGCGCUAUUCACUUUUUCUGGAUGCACGCUAAAAGAUACAUAACCUGUAUUGCGAACCCAGAGCUUAAAGGGGAGGCUAGGUCGGAAAAUUAGAGACAGCAAGUAGAAAAUAAACAAGCCUGUUGGCUUGUUAUAUGGCAAUGCUACGGAAACAGAAAUCACUUGGUUAAUGAAACAUCUGUUCCCUUCGUAUGGGGGGAAUAGUCAGUGGUCAGUACGUGUCAUCAAUUUGAGGUGGGAAGAAAUGAAUGUAGGAUGGCACUACCAUCAAAAUGAUGCAGGCAGGCAAUUCUCAGUAAUCUGAAAAGCUUGAAUAAAAAAGGUGCAAGUCUUAUCAACAUCUUCAUUAAAUAAUUAAUUAAUAGUUGUUUGUCUUCACAUAUUA
Ricinus communis (castor bean) is the source of this 1691-nucleotide messenger RNA. RefSeq names its product FKBP12-interacting protein of 37 kDa. NCBI's taxonomy places the organism in Eukaryota, Viridiplantae, Streptophyta, Magnoliopsida, Malpighiales, Euphorbiaceae. Gene Ontology annotation, biological process: regulation of alternative mRNA splicing, via spliceosome. The record is from RefSeq and is a predicted model, not a curated record. Gene Ontology annotation, cellular component: nucleus. The transcript has 15 exons. Bases 180 to 1196 code for a protein of 338 amino acids.